Messenger RNA from Microbotryum saponariae, 2195 nucleotides. The record is from the annotation of a GenBank genome assembly. NCBI's taxonomy places the organism in Eukaryota, Fungi, Basidiomycota, Microbotryomycetes, Microbotryales, Microbotryaceae.
AUGCGAUUGCGGUUGCUGCAUUCCUUGACCCGAUCCAGACCCCUACUUCGAACAAUACCCAGUGCCCUCCCCCGUGCGAAGCUCACCAUGUCCGCGGCGCCCUCAUCGUCAUCGACCCCGACGACCCACUCGAACGAGCUCAACGACCGCAUCAAGGCCCAGGGCGAUGUCGUACGCCAGCUGAAAAGGGACAAGGCCGACGUGGCCCAGAUCGAACAGGAACUGGCCAAGCUCAAGUUGCUCAAGGACGAGCUCGUCAAGAUCAACCCCAACUCGCCCGCCGCGGUCGAGGCAGCGGCCAAAGCGGCCAAAGGUGCUGCAGGCAAGGCCAAGAAAUUCACCCUCAAGACACCCAAGGUGAGGGUGGGGAGGCAUUUAGUCGUGGGUUCAAAGUUCCUGACUCAUCUCGUUGGAAUAUCUCACUUCGCAGGGCACCAAAGACUGGCAGCCGGCCGACAUGAUCCUGCGCCAACAAAUCUUCAAGAAGAUCACCGACGUCUUUGAGCUCCACGGUGGAGUCACGAUCGACACCCCCGUCUUUGAACUCAAAGAGAUCCUGUCGGGCAAGUACGGCGAGGACAGCAAGUUGAUCUACGACCUGCAAGACCAGGGCGGCGAGUUGUGCUCGCUCCGAUACGAUUUGACCGUGGGUUGUCAUCCUUCUCGUCCCCGACUUCCGUACAUACAGGGUACUCAUCUGCACUACCUACGAUGCCAUACAGGUCCCCUUUGCCCGCUUCCUGGCCAUGAACGGCGCAAAGUUCCCGCAGAUCAAGCGCUACCACAUCGCCAAGGUCUACCGUCGAGACCAACCGGCCAUGUCCAAGGGUCGCAUGAGGGAAUUCUACCAAUGCGUACGUGUCAUGCCUCUUGGGUGACCUGAUGGAAUUUACCGCAAAUAUUUUGCUAAGCUACGGGUGUCUCUAUAACAGGACUUUGAUAUCGCCGGCGCCAACUAUGACAAGAUGUUGCCUGAUGCCGAGAUCUUGACCAUCGCCUGCCAGGUCCUGGACGCUCUCGAAAUCGGCGAAUACACCAUCAAGGUAGGGAAGCUCUUCAGGGUGGGGUCUCAGGCGGUUUUUUGACUUGGGCCACCUUUAUUUAUGGCAGCUUAAUCACCGCAAAAUUUUGGACGGUCUGUUCGCCGUCUGCGGUGUCCCGCUGGACAAAACGCGCACCAUCUCGUCGGCCGUCGACAAGCUCGACAAAUCCCCUUGGAGCGAGGUCAAGCGGGAAAUGACCGAGGAAAAGGGUCUGGACCCGCAGGUCGCGGACAAGAUUGGGGAAUACGUUAAACUCAAGGGCGGGAAAGAGUUGGUCGACCGCUUGCUCGCGGAUGCGCACUUGCCGACGAACAAGAGCGCCAAAGAGGGUAUCGAGGAGAUGGGUUUGCUGUUCAAGUACCUGGACAUUUUCGGUGUGACCGACAGGGUGAGCCUCCACGAAACGGAAUUCUCUUCAAAUAGUAGCCAGCUGACGCAUACCCUCGCUGGUGAUAGAUGUCGUUCGAUCUGUCUCUCGCUCGCGGUCUCGACUACUACACGGGCAUCAUCUACGAGGCCGUCACCGAGGGCUCCGCACCACCACCCCCUUCCUCGACCGCUGCUCUCCCUUCAAUCGACCCUUCCUCCGCGGCAAGUGCUGGACCAACACCCAAGCCCAAGGCCGCUGCUACGAUCGGCGCCGACGGCGAGCCCGAACUCGACGAGUCGACGGUCGGUGUAGGCUCGAUCGCGGCCGGUGGUCGCUACGACGAACUCGUCGGCAUGUUCUCCGGGGGUGGAGCCUCGGGUGCGAUCCCUUGCGUCGGCAUCUCGUUUGGUGUCGAACGAUUGUUCUCCCUCCUGCUCGCCAAAGGACAAGAGUCCAAGCGGGGCAAAAACACCGAGGUCUACGUCAUGUCGCUCGGCGAUGGUCUCUUGGAGGAACGGAUGAAGGUCUGCAAGGACCUGUGGGAAGCCGGGAUCAAGGCCGAGUUCAUGUACAAGAAGAAGCCGAAGCGACCGGCGCAGUUCGACUAUGUCGACAAGGAGCGGAUCCCGUUCGCCGUCAUCGUCGCACCGGACGAGAUGGAGAGGGGCGAGAUCAGGAUCAAGCCCCAAUUGGGCAAGGAGGAGGCGCAGGGGCUCGGCGUCUUGGUCAAGCGCGACGAGUUGGUGUCUUGGUUGCUGAAAGAAUUGCGGGCGGGCCAGUAG